Enterobius vermicularis (human pinworm) is the source of this 207-nucleotide messenger RNA. Lineage: Eukaryota; Metazoa; Nematoda; Chromadorea; Rhabditida; Oxyuridae. The record is from the annotation of a GenBank genome assembly.
AUGGAAUUGGCUAUAGCUGUUACUUCUUUUGCCUUCACUAAUGUCAUAUCUAUGCUUGUUUCUGCUAAAUGUAAUCUGGAGCAGCAAUUUUCCUGUGCCGACGGCAGCUGUAUAGCACUGAACGAUGUGUGCGAUGAAAUUCAACAAUGUGCCGAUGGCUCUGAUGAAAAAGAGUGUGAAUUCAGUUAUAACCUCACGGGGAGUUGA